Erythranthe guttata (spotted monkey flower) is the source of this 1425-nucleotide messenger RNA. RefSeq names its product protein JINGUBANG. Gene Ontology annotation, molecular function: protein binding. Lineage: Eukaryota; Viridiplantae; Streptophyta; Magnoliopsida; Lamiales; Phrymaceae. The record is from RefSeq and is a predicted model, not a curated record.
AUUAAUAAUCAGAUGAAGAAUUCAAGAACAGGAAGCUACGAUCACACGGCGAAAGAUUCCAAACCGAAAUUCGGAAACAUGCUGCAGCACUCCGCCGAUCAGGAGGAAUAUUCCUUUCGCCUGAGCAGCACGUCGGAAGCCAUCCCGGCAUCCCACGACGACAGGCCGCCGCCUCCGACAUCCGACGCCGGCUCCACCUGCAGCGGCACCCCGUGGGACCAAUCGCCGCCGUUUUCUAACCCGUCGUCCUGGGACGGCGUCUCCGCCUCCCCGCUGUCGAAAUCGCCUUGGUCAUCCCACGUGGCGCCGGAAUCCUCGUACGCUUACACCGGCCUGAUGGGGUCCCUCGUCCGCGAAGAAGGCCACAUAUAUUCUUUGGCCGCCUCCGGCGAUUUGCUGUACACGGGUUCGGAUAGCAAGAACAUCCGGGUCUGGAAAAACCAGAAGGAAUUCUCCGGGUUCAAAUCGAAUUCCGGGUUGGUGAAGGCCAUCAUCAUCGCCGGCGAACGUAUAUUCUCCGGGCACCAGGACGGGAAAAUCCGGGUCUGGAAGGUGUCGGGCAAGGAUCCGAGCGUCCACAAACGAGUCGGGACCCUACCCACUUUCAAAGCCAAGAUCAAAAGCUCUUUCAACCCGGAAACAAUCUGGAUCAAACACGUGGACGCGAUUUCUUCGCUGAGCCUGAGCGAGGACAAAUCUCUGCUCUACUCCGCCUCGUGGGACAAGACGAUCAAAAUCUGGCGGGUAUCCGAUUCGAAAUGCUUAGAAUCGAUCAGCGCGCACGACGACGCCGUGAACUCCGUCGUGGCCGGGUUCGACGGGCUGGUGUUCACCGGCUCCGCCGACGGGAGCGUGAAGGCGUGGCGGAGGGAGAUGCAGGGGAAGGGGACGAAGCACUUCUUCUCGCAGACGCUGCUCAAGCAGGAGUGCGCGGUGACGUCACUCGCCGUCGACCCCUCCGCCACGGUCCUGUACUCCGGCUCGUCGGACGGCCUGGUCAACUUCUGGGAGCGCGACAAGUUCCUCUCCCACGGCGGCGUGCUGAGGGGCCACAAGCUGGCGGUGCUGUGCAUCGCCACCGCCGGGAACCUAGUGCUGAGCGGGUCCGCCGACAUGAACAUCUGCGUGUGGAGGAGGGUGGAGAGAGACCACGUCUGCUUCUCGAUACUCACCGGCCACGGCGGUCCGGUGAAGUGCCUCGCCGUGGAGGACGACAACAGCGGUGGCGAGGGGCAGUUCAUGGUGUACAGCGGCAGCCUCGACAAGUCGGUGAAGAUAUGGAGAGUCUCCGGACAGGCGGCGGCGGCAAUGCCGCCACCACCGCCGCAGGAAAAUCACGGCUCGGCUCCGGCGAUUCCGUCGGCUCUUAGCUUCUCAUCAAAUAAGGGUAGCAGUAGGAUGACACAAAGUAGAAGAAAACACUGA